GAGAGGUCGGGGUCCGGGGCCGGAGAGGCUCGGCACCCGGCAGCGCGGGGAGCCGCACCUGGGGCGGCGUGGUCCCGAGCGCGGACCGGAACCGGAACCGGAACCGGGAACACCGGGAGCGAGGGUGCGGGGCCGGCAACGCGCGGCGGGGCGCCGCGGCUCCCGGAGAGGCUGCGGGCAGCCCCGACGGCACUCUCAGGCUCGCGUCGGGGGCCCCUGGGUCGGGGAGUGGGGCCUGGGAAAGUGAUUCCGAAGGAACUGACAGGGCACGCAGGGGGCGCGGGGGGGCCGAGGCGACCGCUCUGCCACCUGAGCGGGAACCGACGGGAGGUUUCCUCCUCCCCGCCCCCCCGGUCGUUAUUGUGCGCCUGGGAUCUAAAAGAUUACGUCUAUUUUGAAAAUUCUUCUAGCAAUCCUUACCUGGUUAGACGGAUUGAGGAGCUCAACAAGACUGCAAACGGAAACGUGGAGGCAAAGGUUGUGUGCCUUUUCCGGCGAAGGGACAUUUCUAGUAGCCUCAACAGCCUGGCGGAUAGCAAUGCCAGGGAGUUUGAGGAAGAAUCAAAGCAGCCAGGGGUAUCAGAGCAGCAGCGACAUCAGCUGAAGCACCGGGAGCUUUUUCUUUCUCGGCAGUUUGAAUCGUUACCAGCCACACACAUACGGGGGAAAUGCAGUGUGACCCUCUUGAAUGAGACGGACAUCUUGAGCCAAUACCUGGAAAAGGAGGACUGCUUUUUUUACUCACUGGUGUUUGAUCCUGUGCAGAAGACACUUCUAGCUGAUCAGGGGGAGAUCAGAGUUGGUUGCAAAUACCAAGCUGAGAUCCCAGAUCGCCUGGCAGAGGGGGAAUCCGAUAAUCGGAACCAACAGAAGAUGGAGAUGAAGGUCUGGGACCCAGACAACCCUCUCACAGACCGGCAGAUUGAUCAGUUUCUCGUGGUGGCCCGAGCUGUGGGCACCUUUGCAAGAGCCUUGGAUUGCAGCAGCUCCAUUCGGCAGCCAAGCCUGCACAUGAGCGCGGCCGCUGCCUCCCGAGAUAUCACGCUGUUCCAUGCGAUGGAUACGUUGCAGAGGAAUGGCUAUGACUUGGCUAAAGCCAUGUCUACCCUGGUGCCCCAGGGGGGCCCGGUGCUGUGUCGGGAUGAGAUGGAGGAGUGGUCUGCCUCCGAGGCCAUGUUGUUUGAGGAGGCCCUGGAGAAGUACGGGAAGGAUUUCAAUGAUAUUCGCCAGGACUUCCUGCCUUGGAAGUCACUCGCCAGUAUAGUCCAGUUUUAUUACAUGUGGAAAACCACAGACCGCUAUAUUCAGCAGAAAAGAUUGAAAGCUGCUGAAGCAGACAGCAAACUAAAACAAGUCUAUAUCCCUACCUAUACUAAGCCAAAUCCUAACCAGAUCAUCUCUGUGGGCUCGAAACCCGGCAUGAAUGGGGCUGGAUUCCAGAAGGGCCUGACUUGCGAGAGCUGCCACACCACACAGUCUGCCCAGUGGUACGCCUGGGGCCCACCCAACAUGCAGUGCCGGCUCUGUGCUUCCUGUUGGAUCUACUGGAAGAAGUAUGGGGGGCUGAAGACCCCGACCCAGCUUGAGGGAGCUGCUCGGGGCACAACAGAGCCACACUCGAGGGGUCAUUUGUCUAGACCUGAAGCCCAGAGUCUCUCUCCCUAUACGACCAGCGCCAACCGGGCCAAGCUGCUGGCUAAGAACAGGCAAACAUUCCUGCUCCAGACCACAAAGCUGACCCGUCUGGCCAGACGCAUGUGCAGGGACCUGUUACAGCCGAGGAGGGCUGCCCGACGACCCUAUGCCCCUAUCAAUGCCAAUGCCAUCAAGGCGGAGUGCUCCAUUCGACUUCCUAAGGCUGCGAAGACUCCAUUGAAGAUUCAUCCUCUGGUGCGGCUGCCGCUGGCAACCAUCGUCAAAGAUUUGGUGGCCCAGGCGCCUCUGAAACCAAAAACACCUCGGGGUACCAAGACGCCGAUCAAUAGAAACCAGCUGACCCAGAACCGGGGUCUGGGGGGCAUUAUGGUGAAACGGGCCUAUGAAACUAUGGCAGGAGCGGGGGUCCCCUUCUCUGCCAAUGGAAGGCCUUUGGCCUCAGGGAUUCGCUCCAGCUCACAGCCAGCAGCCAAGCGUCAAAAACUAAACCCAGCUGAUGCCCCCAAUCCGGUGGUGUUUGUGGCCACAAAGGAUACCAGGGCCCUGCGGAAGGCUCUGACCCAUCUGGAAAUGCGGCGAGCUGCCCGCCGGCCCAACUUGCCCCUGAAGGUGAAGCCACCACUGAUUGCAGUGCGGCCCCCAGUCCCACUGUCUGCACCCUCACAUCCUGCCAGCACCAACGAGCCCAUUGUCCUGGAGGAUUGAGCGUCUGUGGGGGAAGGGAGGUGGGCUGAAAGCUAGAGGGUGGGUGCCCAGGGCAUCCAACCUCCCUUCCUUCUAGUAUCAAAGGGAAUGAGGAGUGAGUGAGGGAGGGAGCAAGUGAGUGUGUGUCCUUGGAGGGGUUGGGCGCCCUCUGGUGUUACCACUUGGAGGCUUGUCCCUUUCCCACGCUUCUCCACACCUGGUGGUGGAAGGCACACUGCAGGAACUUGACCCAUUGUGGGAACCUAGCCUGUUUUGGGGGGUAGGACCCACAGUUGUCUUGGACAGUUUUGGGGGGAGGGUUUUUUAAUUUUUUAAAAAUUUUGCCUCCCUUUGUGAAAGGGGAUGGGGGAGGGGGAAGAGUAAAUGGAUAGGAGGUGGUGGUUGGGGGAGGGGGACGUGCACUGCCAUGACUGCCAUGUCUAUCUUUUUUUUCUAAUGGGGGUUUUUCUUCCUGUCCGGUGUCCGGACUUUCCUAAUUGGAGUUUGAGGCCCCUAAGCCUAAGCUGGCAUCAACCCCAGCCCAUGCUCUCUCUUUUCCUUCCCUCCCUGUGCCCCCUCCGCCUUUUGUACGCCAAUUCUCAGAAAUAAAGAUCUUUUGUCCGUUUUUUUAACCUCGGAUUCUGUAAUUGGUUCUUUAGUAACAAAUAAAAAGCUGUUUUCUUCAGCUU
Molecule: messenger RNA, 3029 nt
Organism: Enhydra lutris kenyoni (northern sea otter)
Lineage: Eukaryota; Metazoa; Chordata; Mammalia; Carnivora; Mustelidae
Product: metastasis associated 1 family member 2
Exons: 18
Coding region: 874-2361 (495 amino acids)
Biological process (GO): negative regulation of transcription by RNA polymerase II
Cellular component (GO): nucleoplasm; NuRD complex
Molecular function (GO): transcription corepressor activity; sequence-specific DNA binding; histone deacetylase binding
Source: RefSeq, a predicted model, not a curated record